UGCACAUAACCCGACAACUUUUAAAAUAUCUUAAUAAAUAAUUAAAAUAACCAAUACUAUCGUGUAAAAUAUGAAUCAAGCAGAAAUCUCAAAGUUAGUUUCUCAGUUAAAAAUCAAAGUUAAUCCCAGAUUGAGAAAGUUUAGAAACCCCAAGGGUCCAGAAGAGAGGCUUAAUAAACUGAGGAAAACCGUAACUGCACUUAUUAAACAUGAAAGAAUUGAACUUAACUACCCACGGGCUAACGAAGCUAGGAUGUAUGCAGAGAGACUUAUAUCUGAUGCUAUAAGGUAUGGUGACUGCCACAAAAGUACCAUGGAAAAUGCGGAUUACUGGCUUAUAGAAAAACAGCUAGUUCACAAAUUAUUUAAAGUUCUUGUACCCAGAUACGAAAACUACGAUAUAUCCUACACCAGACUUAUCAAAGCACCAAGGCCCUAUCACCAACAACAUUCCUAUUUAAAAGCUGUGUUGGAACUAAGGGGAAAUCCGUAUCCCUCAUUAAUAACUGAUUAUGCAAACAAUAGAUAUUUGCUUCACAAUGUUCUAUUAGACGAAGCUAGGAAGGCUUAUAGAAACCAAAAAUAUGCAGAAAUAGCAGAAAAAAUCAAUAUGGCCGAUUCAACAAAUGAUCCGGUUCCAAAAAUUAAUAUUGAACAAACUAGUGACAAAACAUUGAAAACCUAGAUCGAUUCUUGAUUAUUUUCUGUAUGUUUCAAUAAAAUUCUGUA
Messenger RNA from Cylas formicarius (sweet potato weevil), 729 nucleotides. RefSeq names its product large ribosomal subunit protein bL17m (gene mRpL17). Gene Ontology annotation, molecular function: structural constituent of ribosome. NCBI's taxonomy places the organism in Eukaryota, Metazoa, Arthropoda, Insecta, Coleoptera, Brentidae. Gene Ontology annotation, biological process: translation. The transcript has 2 exons. Gene Ontology annotation, cellular component: mitochondrial large ribosomal subunit; ribosome. The coding region runs from base 71 to 685 and encodes 204 amino acids. The record is from RefSeq and is a predicted model, not a curated record.